Molecule: messenger RNA, 918 nt
Organism: Rhipicephalus sanguineus (brown dog tick)
Lineage: Eukaryota; Metazoa; Arthropoda; Arachnida; Ixodida; Ixodidae
Exons: 3
Coding region: 1-918 (305 amino acids)
Source: RefSeq, a predicted model, not a curated record
AUGCAUUCCUCCUUGCGAUCAUGCGAGAAACGACUGCUGCCGGCACUGAGGGCGACCAGUGUCCCGGACACCCCGGAACGUCGUCCAUCAGUGUUUUUCCUCACCGACCGCGACAGUGGCCUACGAUUCCUCGUGCACACCGGCGCUGAGGCGACGGUGCAAGGCAACCCCUCGAAACACCCUCCGCUGAGUCCCACUUUGCUCGGGCCGACUGGCGCCGAACGCUUUGCUCGCAUUCUCCACGAGCUUCCCGAGUUGAGGCAGCCGCCAGCCGGCUCCGUAGUGAAGCACGAGGUGCGCCACUACAUCGGCACCAGCGGCCCACCCGCCCUCGUCGAGCGCCUGGGCAUCUCCACUCCAUAUGGUGCCAAAGUCAACACCGGGAGACUGGCGACCAUGCGGGGACUACAGGGUGCUGAACCUGGUUACUACACCAGACAGGUGCCCGGUACCGCACAUACACUACAUCACGGCGAGACUUCACAGUGCCGCUAUCUUUUCGAAGAUCGACCUGGUACCAAUCCCGUUGCCCCGAAGGAUGUCCCGAAUACUGCCAUCGCAACGCCCUUCGGACUUUUCGAAUUUCUUCGAAUGCCAUUCGGCCUCCGAAACGCGGGUCAGACAUUCCAGUGGUUCAUGGACGGUACUAUACGCGGCCUCAGAUUCUGCCAUGCCUAUCUUGGUGACUUGCUAGUCGCAAGCAGCACUCUGGAAGAGCACGAGAAUCAUCUGCGCAUCGUCUCCCAGCGCUUAGUGGAGCACGGGGUGGUCGUGAACAUGGCCAAAUGCGAGCUUGGCGUGCGCCAGCUAUCGUUCCUGGGACACGUCAUCUCUGCCUCAGGAGUUCUGCCUCAGCCCAACAAGGUUGAAGCCAUACAAGGAUUUCCGCAGCCUAUGGUUACUGUAUAUGCUACCUAA